Messenger RNA from Laccaria bicolor S238N-H82, 2043 nucleotides. RefSeq lists its product as uncharacterized. The coding region runs from base 1 to 2043 and encodes 680 amino acids. Lineage: Eukaryota; Fungi; Basidiomycota; Agaricomycetes; Agaricales; Hydnangiaceae. The transcript has 6 exons. The record is from RefSeq and is a predicted model, not a curated record.
AUGCCCGCCGAACAUUUUUUCGGACAUUCCAGAUCCCAAACUUACUGUGGUCUCCUCGGGACAAACGCGACAUUUGGUGUCCGAGUCUUCGACUUCCUUUAUAGUGUUUUCUGUGUUUGCUUAGUCAGAAUUCUUGGACGUUUCUUCGCUUUUUUGGCGUACCGAAUUCUGAAUGCUUCUGUAUAUAAUAACGUUUGCGAGAUCGUGUUUCUGGCACCAUUUCAAAAGCGGCGAGCAAGGCCUUCCCGCGCUUCCCACGCCACGGAUCCGAGUCACCGUCUCUGUCUUCGACUAACUGACACAGUCACGAAGGACUCUACGACGAUGAAAUUAUUUUGCUGGAUCCUCGGAAAGAGCGAACGCCCUUUUUCUGUCGACGUCGCACACGAAGACACAGUGGACGACCUCAAAGAGGAAGUUAUGAAGAAGAAUUCUCAUGCACUUGCUGGACUUGACGCAGUUCAACUUACCAUCUACAAGUUGGUAGAAGACGAUUAUCUCCUGGAAUCGGACAUUAUGUCGGACACCUUUCCUAAUCCUGAUCAAGGCUACGUCCAUGUUGUCGUACAGACUCCGUUCGUUGGUCCAGGCAAACGCAAGCCUGGCGAACCGGCCGAAGGCGUUCACGAUCGCUUGAAGCGAACUAGACUGGCCACGAUGGCUCCCUCAGAUGCAGGCAAACCAUCGUCAUAUCUGAAUCUUCAAAAUGACCCAUCGGAGAAGAUCCUGGAUGACCGACCACAUCCCGAUGCUGACAUCCCGCCUAUCCCACUUCUUUAUGACGGAUUUGGUCACUUUUUGGAUGUUAUGGCCGGUCAUGACGAUGUGCCUGGGCUCGCUGAUGUUGAUACUCGGAAGUUGCGGGAUGCAGUGGACGAUUUUGCAAACAAAAUGACAGGAUACUUUGGCCAUGAAGAUGAGCGGAGGGAUGUAGGCCUAAACUGCCUUAACGAGAUUUUUGCCGCACGCAGAGCCACUCCCAUUCCUCCGAUUUCCGCCGCUGCCAUCGGUUCUAUCAGAUCCAACGGUCACAAUCUUGCGCUUCAUGGCGCAGGGACCAUGGGUGUAGAGUUCAAAAAUUCGAUUGCCGGGAUUAAUUCACUCCCCACAGUUGAACUUACAGGCUACGUUGCGCGUUUAAAUUCAAGAGUGAACCAACAAAUCUAUGAAGGAUGGAGGGUACCUUGCCUUGGCUUGACGAUCGUUGGAUGUGAUAUCACAUUCUAUGGAAUCAUCGCCAUAGACCAUCGUUUUCGGAUUAUUCCCCUAACUCCAACUUUCUCCUGCAUUGCGUCAGCUUCGGAUGGUCAGGAUCGCACUUGUCUCUAUUCUGCCUUUGUGGCCUCAUCUGUGCUGCAAGCCUGUAUCAUCCAGGAUGCCACGAUGAAUUCGAGGAACCCGGCUGCCAUAAUUCCUACUCCUGCCCGCCAUUUUCCUGCAGUCACCAGACUGCGCAGCUACCCCCCAUCUGACCAAUACUUUAGCUUUGAGAUCCAAAGUUUCUUUCCCGACAGGCUGCCCAACCGCCUUUUGUAUGUCGCAGAGACGCCAGGUCCCAACAAGCAACGUGUCGUCAUCAAGUUUGCUCGAAAGUAUUCGAUCGAGUUGCACGAUUUUUGCGCCAGGUUAGGUCAUGCCCCAGCCAUUUAUGCUUUCGAGCGACUUCCUGGUGGGUGGUGUGCAGUAGCUAUGAGAUAUGUGGAGUCUGCCACGCUGAUCACUCAGAGCCCACUGCUGCCAACUCACCGACAGCUUUGGGAGGGUCAGCUUCGGGCCCUCAUGAAAAAAUUUCAUGAUCAGGGUCUCUGCCAUGGUGACUUGCGGAGUCCUAACAUCGCCUGCGAAGGUCAAUCUGUAAUGUUGCUCGACUUUGAUUGGGGAGGUAAAGAAGGAGAGGCAUGUUAUCCGACAUGGAGGCUCAAUGCAGAGUUGCUUGCGGGUAGGGUCAGUGAAGACCUGAAGAUCACCAAAGACGAUGAUACGCGGGUGUGGCUGCCGUGGUACAUGAUAUCUUCUACUCUCUACUUGCUGUUGUCUCCGUGA